Molecule: messenger RNA, 3417 nt
Organism: Symsagittifera roscoffensis
Lineage: Eukaryota; Metazoa; Xenacoelomorpha; Acoela; Convolutidae
Exons: 7
Coding region: 567-2993 (808 amino acids)
Source: RefSeq, a predicted model, not a curated record
UAUUGUUAAAUCAUCAAAUUAACAAAGCUUAUCAUCAAAUAAAGUGAGGUUCUGUUUAUAUUUUUGGCUUAACAAACUGGCUGAAAACAUAAUCUCAUUGUUUUUUUUUUGUAUAAACAUAAUACUACAAAGCUAACAGCGAUAAACAGUUAAAAACGAGAAAAUAAAAAAAAAAAAACUGGAGUCAAUCACUUCACGUUUCUUCAUCUAGUCAGUAAUGCAGAAUUAGACUUUAAGAAGCAGCAUCAAAAUACUUCGCAACAGCAGCGUGAACAUAAUAGUUUGACCACGACCCACUUCAAAAUCAGAAGUUGAGUUGCAUACUUGCCACAAUUCAAAUUUUCAAUCACGCCAUUGACUAAUAUAGCUCCAGCAUCCAUAAUUAAAAUUCAAAACUUGCGAAACUCUUGCAUAAGUGCAGAUAAAGUCGUGAAUGAUUCUGACAAAAUCCAACCAAACUUGUAAGACUGUACUUUUUCUCAAAUCUCCUAUUGCCUACCUUAGAAGUCUGCGACAAGAAACGGAUUUGUUUCCAGCAACCGUUAAAAGCCAUACAUGCAUGCAAAAUGGAGCCAAAAAUUAGCAUAUGGGAUUACGAACCGACAUUACCUCGCCAGAUCAUCUGGUGCAGCGUGUGCACGCAGCCUUUCAGCGACCCGCGACAACUGCCAGGGUGUGGUCACUUAGUUUGCGGACCCAAGUCCACAAGCAGCUGUGCCAACCGAGUACUCUACGGUUCACAUCGACGCUGCCCAGUCAAAUCCUGUCAGCGGUCAAUUCCUGAGACGGUCUUUGUGGAGGAUCUCAAGCUUCCGGAGGUAUUGCAAAAUCAGGAGGGAGAAAAAAAACCAUCAUCGAAAAAUACAGAUAACCCAGAAACAAUUUCCGAGCACAUCUGCCAAUCUUCGAAGGAACGGCGUCGGUCCAUUUUUCAAGCGGGAUCUGAUCUGUCGACCAACAGAAUGAAAACAACCGAAUCAGAUAAAGAUGAACGAGUGGAAACAAUAGAAAACAAAACACAAGAUUUUGAACCAGCAGAAAACGAACAUGAGGUUUACAAGUUAGACGAGGAUGCAAUCGAACCGGCAAGAACUGACAAGGAAUCCGAGAGUCCGGAAAAGAAUUUCGAGCAAAGACUCAAACUGAUGAAAAAACGCCACGCAGAAAACCUUGAGACGCAAAGGGUGUACUUAACACAAACUUACAGCGAAAAGAUAAACACUCUCAGACAAGAGUUACAAUCAAAGCUUAAAGAACAAGAACAGAGAAAAGAAGACUUAAGAUUUGAACACACGCAGGAAAUCAGUAUAAGGCAAAAACGUUUUGAAGAGCAGAUUAAAAAGCCAAAAAAGAGCAUCGAAAGGCUGGAGAAUUUGGUGCGGGAGCGGCAUCAAGAAAAAGCAAAGGGUUUGAAGAAAGAUCUGUCGAGGAAAAAAAAUGAAAUAUUAGUUGCAAAACAAAAGUUCGAAAAGGAAAAACAAGAACUGGAAAGCCAACUGUUCAAUCAAAUAGAGACACUGGAGCAAGAAAGAAAGACGCUGGAAAAAAAAUGUGAAGAAGAAAAAAUAAACUUGGAAUCCGAAUGUGAGAAGCAAAAAGCGGCAAAAGAAGAAAGUCUCAAAACAGAACACCGGACAGAAAUUUUGAAAUUGAAGAAAACUACUGAUAAAAAUUCCGACAGUCAAACUCUUGUGAUUCAAACCCCUGACGACAAUCAAACCCCUGUCGACAAUCAAACCCCUGCUGACAAUCAAAACCUUGUGAACGCCAACUUCGAUAUGAAUAAAUUGGAGCAGGAAAAGGAGCUCACAAAAUUGCGCGUCGAAAUGGAUGAGAUGAACCAAACGAUCAAAGACAAAAGCAAGGAGAUAAGCGAACUAAAACGCAGCUUCAAAGACUUACAGGCAAAACUUGCUAUGAUGGAGAAACAGUGCGGCUCCAAAGAAAUGCUGGCACAAAUUGCAAUGAUGGAGAAGCAGCAGGAAAGAAAAUUUUCAAAUCAGUUCAAAAUCUUAGAGACCGAAAGAAGUAGAUUAGAAAUUGAAAUUGAGAGGAAACAGGACCGUGAGAAAACGCUAGCGCAGCAAAUUGCUACAGAAGAAGAAAAUUUGAUGUUAAGCGACAUGUCAGAUCUUUCAAAUGUGAAGGAGCCGAAAACAUCCGACCACAAGAAAUCCAAAACUCAAGAGAAAAACUUCGAGCAAGAACUCAAACUGGUUGAAAAACGGCAUGCAGAAGAACUAGAAACACUUAAGAACAAGUUAGAUCAAGAUUACUGCAAGAACUUGUACAACCUCAGACGAGAAAUGGGAUCCCAUGAAGAUCGCAGACGAGAAAUGGGAACAGACAAGGAAAAGGAUCUGAAAGCCAAAUUUGAGGAUGAGAAAACGGCAAAAGAAAAACGUCUGAAAAGAAAGCAACAGACAGAAAUUUCGAAGCUGAAGGAAUUUGCUGAAUGUGAAUGGAGGAGUAAAGCAAAAUCUGAGCUUAUUGAGUGUGCGCAGAUGAAUUUCGAUCUGAGAUGUACCCUCGAAAAGCUCACAACCUUCCAGAUGAGAUCCUACCCAUGGUGCACUUGGAUAGUCAGUGUUGCAGAAAUUGGCUGCAACUACACUAUGAAAAGCAGACCCGGGCUAGGAGAUAUGGCUCAAUGGACGAAUGAGCCUAACUGUAAAUACAACUUGAGAGUGUAUUCAGUAACCACAACAGAACUGACCGACAGAGGAGGAAUUUGUUCAGAUGAAGAUGAAGAGAAAGCUCACAAGAUAGUGGACGAUGUGGGGCAGAAUGCAGAUAAAGACAACUACAGUUUGGACAGAGUGAUUGACGAGGUGGAGUCGCGCUUCAACCAAGAUGCACUGCACUGGCUGGUCAUUCAAGUUCGCGAUCGAAACUCUGGUUUCGCUGAUUCUCUUUCGUCUGAUGGGACUAAUAUUAGCUCUGUCUACCGAAAAGGAAACAAAUAUACUAUUGAUGUAAUCCUCUCCAACUGAGUUUCAUCCGUAACCUGGACUUCCUGUUAUACUUAUCUCUAUCGCCACUCCAACCGCUACAUACUCACCACGCCAAGAUUACCCUUAACUGACUUUCUUAGGUCAAAGCCAGAAUUUCUCAAGACAAUGCCGUCUUCUAAUUGCCACCCUUCUAGACAUGUUACCCCGCGUCUUAUUGUUCUCUAUGUGUCAAUACUUCCGUUUUAAACGCGAACAAUCAUAACCCAUUACAAAAAAGCAAGAGGUGCUGAUUUCAAAAACAAUAAAAUUAAUAGAUAUUUUUAGACAUAUUCAGCUAUUCUGAAACUAUGCUUCCAAAAUCCAUUCUUCAAAAUUGCACUAUUAGUACGCAAUUGCCAAUAUGAUGAUGCUAAAUUCACUAAUAAUGCGACGCUAUUCUCACUAAUAAAAUGUCAAGAUAUUG